UUAUUCUUUGCGCGUAACUCUGCUGUUCGGGGUCUCAGGAAACUGUGGAAAGUGAAAGGAAUGUUUUUUCCGACUUUAAUUGAGCGUUUCUCAUUUCGGUUUAUGGUUAUUGCGAGUUUCUGGGACGGGGGAGGGGGGUUGAAUUCAGUGUAAUUUCUGGGAAUUUCUUUGUUUGUGGUUGGUAAUUGGAUUUGGUAAUUAGUACUCUUCGAGUUGGAGUUUUGUGUAUGUGGCCGAGUUUAAUACUUGGAGGAAGAGUUCUGCCAAGUUUAAUUUCUAGGAAGUUGUUUGUUUGUGGUUUGUAAUUGAAUUUGGCAAUUUAGUAUACUUUGAGUUGGAGUUCUGGGCAUGUGGUCGUGUUUAGUACUAGGAGGGAGAGUUUUGUCGAUUGUAAUACUCCUACACGACUUGAGCAGAAUUGUCUCUUGUGGAGAAUGCCCGUGGCGACGUACUAAAAAUGGAUUCAUAGUCAUGGGGGUGAUUUGGAGACUGUGAUGCUAAUUUUGGGUGCUUGGCGUAAUUUGGGUUAUGUGAGUUUAGAUUGAUGGAUGCGUGAGUUGAGACUGUUGAGGAGAUUUAUGAUGAUAGAUUCAUUUCAUGUGUUGCGGGUUUGGAUUUGACGGUUGUAAUGUUCUUUCCCUUUGAAUUGUUCUUAUGAAGCUGAGAUUUACUACCUUUUUGUGAAUCUGUGAUGGAAUGGGUUUAGAAAUAUGACAGUUUUUUGAUGAUUUUGCUGAAGCAAAGAUAUUAUAUAGACUGUAAAGUAUAUUUGUACUCAUGUGCAGGAACAUGAUUGUUUACUUCAAGUUUAUACUCUAUUUAUAGGUUAAUGAUAGUUCAUGGUUAUGUUCUUUAUAAUCAUAACGACUUGAAGUGCUCUAGAAGAUUUUAUUGUUUUCUGCUACCAUGUAUUUGCUGUUUUAUGUAUCAAUUCUCGGAUUAGUUGACAAGGACAUUAUUGUUCAAGUAUAUAGCAUGAUAUUUUAAGUCUUGAUUCACUUUUCUUACCUAAUGUUGCUUAGAUUGAGCUAAUUUCUCAAGCUUUUAAUGUGUACGCUGAUAUGAUAACCUCUGAUAGAUGAUAUAUGAUAAUCAGUGUUUUAAAACCCGACUUGAAGACAACUGGUCUAAUUGAACAACAUUUUUGAAUUUACUACUUUUGUGUUAUAACCUGGUCUUGAUCUGUGGAUAUAACCUUGAGCACCUACUUCAUGAAUGGCUUUCUCGAGUGCCUAUCUGCACAAGUUCUCAUGCUGGCUAGCUGGCAGCAACUUUCUCCAACGAGCUUCUCACUUGUUACUUCAAUUUUAAGGAAAAUAAAGGCUAAACUUCACCCUUGAGGCUCGGAUAAAGAAGAUAAUGCAAGCAGAUGAGGAUGUCGGAAAGAUAGCAUUGGCAGUUCCUGUUUUAGUAUCUAAAGCUUUGGAGUUAUUUUUGCAAGAUCUUUGUGACCGCACUUAUGAAAUAACUCUUCAGAGAGGAGCAAAGACCAUGAAUGCACUGCAUUUGAAACAUUGUGUACAUAGUUAUAACGUCUUCGACUUUCUGAGAGACAUUGUCAGCAGGGUUCCUGACUAUGGGCAUGGACAUGGCCAUUCUGAGGCUGGAGCUGAUGAUCGCGCCCUUUCAAAGAGAAGGAAAGCUGCUGGCGUUGAGGGCAAUGAAAGUGAUGAAGAGGCCAAGAGGAGUAAGAUGCACGAGUUGGGCCACACCAGCACUCCUGGUAGGGGAAGAGGCCGAGGUAAAGGGAGAGGCCGUGGACGAGGGGUUCGAACUGUUGAAAGAGACAUCAUUCAUCAGCAGGUUGAAUCUGAGCCUUGCUCCUCUAUUCAACAAAUUAGCAAUGAUAUGCCUAACACAAGUCUGCCAAUAGAUAAUGGUGUGCAAUUCAAGGAGUACUCAAAGGAGACUUCUGCAGCUCAUGAGGAAAGUGCUCAGUCUUUCCGUAACAUUGAUCUGAAUGCUAACUUAAACGAAAAUGAAGACAAAAAUGCCAGUGCAGCUGUUGAAGCUCCAUUGCCUGAGCCUGCUGACAUGGACAUUAAACAUGAAGAAAUUCCAGGCUGGUCCCUAUUGAACGCCGACAAGAUGGCCAUUGACACUAUGCAACUGGCAACCCUCGGUAGUAGACUAGAAGAGGAUGAUGAAGAUUAUGAUGAGGAAGGGUAAAUAAAAUGCACCUUUGCAGGAAGCUCAUGGUAACAGAAGAAUAACCACUUACUGCUAGUACUAUGAUAUGAUCACUAUCUUCUAGUAAUCACUGUAUGUGUCCCAUGCUAAUGUGAUGACCCAUUUCUGAUGAUCCCUCUCUUUAUCUAUUCUAGUAUGUAUCUGAUCUCGUGUAGCAGAUAUAGAUUUUUUUUUUCUUCCUUAAAUGUAAUGCUAGCAUCAUGCAGUUUUAGGAUUUAAAUGAAUGUUUUUAGUUGACAACCACAGUGCUAGUUCAGGAUCAAACUCAUGGUAUAUCUGAGUUACUAGUUGAUUUCUUUAUGUUGGAUUGUUAACUGAUAGAAUAGUUUUCUAGUUUUUGUUCAUCAAUUGGAUAGAAGUAUCUCAAUGGAUGUCAACUAUAUCCAAAAGCAAUGAAAGAGACAUAAUUAUCAAA
Vigna radiata var. radiata (mung bean) is the source of this 2605-nucleotide messenger RNA. RefSeq names its product dr1-associated corepressor homolog. Gene Ontology annotation, cellular component: nucleus. Gene Ontology annotation, molecular function: protein heterodimerization activity. The coding region runs from base 1360 to 2169 and encodes 269 amino acids. Lineage: Eukaryota; Viridiplantae; Streptophyta; Magnoliopsida; Fabales; Fabaceae. The record is from RefSeq and is a predicted model, not a curated record. The transcript has 6 exons. Gene Ontology annotation, biological process: regulation of DNA-templated transcription.